Schistocerca americana (American grasshopper) is the source of this 990-nucleotide messenger RNA. RefSeq lists its product as uncharacterized. Gene Ontology annotation, molecular function: potassium ion leak channel activity. Gene Ontology annotation, biological process: stabilization of membrane potential; potassium ion transmembrane transport. The transcript is spliced from 5 exons. The record is from RefSeq and is a predicted model, not a curated record. The annotation marks the transcript as partial. Lineage: Eukaryota; Metazoa; Arthropoda; Insecta; Orthoptera; Acrididae. Gene Ontology annotation, cellular component: membrane.
AUGAGCGGGCUGACGGCGAAAAUGUAUCCUGUGUUCAGCAGUCUAGCCAUCCAGGCAACUCAGAUAAUCGAGCCUGCUGACCGGUCUCCGGGCGGGCGAGUGGCUCAGACGAUGACUCUAUCGCAUCGCUACGGGUCGAUCGCGCCGCGGACGGCGCUGGGCAAGGCGCUGACGAUGGGCUACGCGGUGCUGGGCAUCCCGCUGAUGCUGGUCUACCUGUCGUCGGUGGGCGCGCUGCUGUCGCGAUGCGUGCGCGGCGCCCUGGCGCGGACCCUCUGCUGCUGCCUCUGCUCCAACUGCGGCUACUGCUGCUACGACGAGGCGCGCAUGCAGGAGAAGGAGCGCCGCAUGCGCAAGAAGCGCAUGCAGCAGAUGGAGCUCAUACAGCAGCAGCAGCAGCAGCAGCAACUGGAGCCGUUCUACGUGCGCUCGUCGUCGUCGGUGACGGCGUUCACCACGUCGGCCAGCAGCACGCACAACAACCUGCACUCGCCCGCUCGCGACGGCGACUUAGUCAAGGGCCCGCACCACGACUACGCCGCGGGACUCGACGCGGCGCUAGACGGGCCAACCGACGCGCGCAGCGGGUCGUCGUCGCCGGUGCAGCCGUCGCAGCGGGCGCACUGCGGCAGCAUCCUGGCGCCCGUGGCGCUCUGCCUGCUGCUGAUGGUGUGCUACAUCUGCGCCGGCGCCGCCGUGCUCAACCGCCUCGAGCACUGGUCCUUCCUGGACGGCUCCUACUUCUGCUUCAUGAGCCUCAGCACCAUCGGCUUCGGAGACCUCCUGCCCGGCGUCUCGCCGCCGCGGGCCGCCAACAUCACAGCCUACGGCGGACGCGACGCCAACGGCACCAUCUGGUUCUGCUCCAUCUACAUCCUGACGGGCAUGGCGCUGACGGCCAUGUGCUUCAACAUCCUGCACGACGAGAUCGUGCACCGGCUGCGGCACCACAUGGGGCAGAUAGCGCGGGAGGCGGCGGCGGCGGUGGUG